Ambispora gerdemannii is the source of this 149-nucleotide messenger RNA. Lineage: Eukaryota; Fungi; Glomeromycota; Glomeromycetes; Archaeosporales; Ambisporaceae. The record is from the annotation of a GenBank genome assembly.
UCUUGGACAAACUUCGACAAGCUGAACUACAACUACAACCAGAUAAAUAUCACUUUGCCAAAAACCAACUUCCAUUCCUAGGUUAUAUCAUCAGAAAAGAAGGUAUUCGACUGGAUCCAGCAAAGAUCGAAAAAGUUAAAGAAUUUCCC